Molecule: messenger RNA, 1353 nt
Organism: Pseudomassariella vexata
Lineage: Eukaryota; Fungi; Ascomycota; Sordariomycetes; Amphisphaeriales; Pseudomassariaceae
Product: hexaprenyl pyrophosphate synthase
Exons: 2
Coding region: 1-1353 (450 amino acids)
Biological process (GO): ubiquinone biosynthetic process; isoprenoid biosynthetic process
Cellular component (GO): transferase complex
Molecular function (GO): prenyltransferase activity
Source: RefSeq, a predicted model, not a curated record
AUGCAACUUCGGCCGGGAGCUUCGGCGCUCCUCAAGUCUCGAGUCGUCGGUCGUCCCUCGGGUUUCUCGCCAUGUCCCAACUGUGUAAGAGCGGCUUCUCCAGGUCGUAGGAUACCACUUCAGCACUCGUCAUUUCAUAGCGCACCGCGGAGAUCUUCGGCAUGGGCAGCCGCGGUACAAGUGGCAGGGAGCGUGGUGUCGAAUGCAGUCGCGCGGGCAACCAAGGGCGAGAUGCCCAUUGACCCUCUGAGGAUGGUCGCCAAGGAGAUGAAGUUUUUGACGGGCAAUAUCCGACAUUUGUUAGGCUCUGGACACCCCUCUUUAGACCGAGCUGCGAAAUAUUAUACCCAAGCCGAAGGGAAGCACAUGCGACCCAUGAUCGUGCUUCUCAUGUCCAGAGCCACAGCAUUAUGUCCCAAGGCGUCCCAACCCGAUCCCUCCGAGACCACCCAGAGGAUAAAUGCAGCAAUAUCACCCAGUGGGGUCCUGCGUGACGCGAACCCGUCCGCGCCCCUCGCCGGCUUUUCGUCGGACCCAGAAUCAGUCGAAAGCGACAUCCUUCCGUCUCAACGACGCCUCGCCGAGAUUACGGAACUCAUUCACACCGCAUCGCUCCUACACGACGAUGUGAUCGACCACUCGGUAUCAAGGCGGGGCUCGCCUUCUGCAAACCUCGAAUUCGGCAACAAAAUGGCGGUUCUGGCUGGAGAUUUCAUGCUGGGGCGAGCAUCUGUGGCACUAGCCCGACUUCGUAACGCCGAGGUCGUCGAGCUUUUGGCCACCGUCAUUGCCAACUUGGUGGAGGGCGAAUUCAUGCAGUUGAAGAACACGGCGCGGGACGAGCGCAACCCCAAGUGGUCCGAGGAAACCCUCACUUACUACCUGGACAAGACGUACCUGAAAACGGCCAGUUUGAUAUCCAAAUCAUGUCGAGCUGCUGCUCUGCUAGGCCGCGCCGACGCGACCACGGUGGAAGCUGCCUACGCAUAUGGGAAGAAUUUGGGUUUGGCAUUCCAACUGGUGGACGACAUGCUGGACUACACUAAGAGCGACAAGGAUCUUGGAAAACCCGCAGGCGCUGAUUUAGAACUCGGUCUCGCAACUGCACCGUUGCUAUUUGCCUGGAAAACGAUACCCGAGUUGGGGCAGUUGGUGGGAAGGAAAUUCGAACAGGAAGGGGACGCCGCAAGGGCGCGAGAACUUGUCUUCCAAAGCGAUGGAAUCGAACAAACUCGGGCGCUGGCAGAAGACUACUGUCGGCAGGCCGUUGCGGCUCUGGACUUGUUCCCCGAUAGCGAGGCCAAGGACGGUCUCGUGGAGAUGGCCAUGAAGACUUUGAGACGCCAAAAGUAA